CUGGCCAGGUCACAUGAAUCUGGGUGAUGGAGGUUCGAUCUUCAUAACAAGUUUGUCUUCGCCGAUAUUUAGCCGUUUCAAACUAUGGCCGGUUACGAGAGCUUCACAGAUAUUGCCACAGACAAGGGCGUGGAAGAUCCAAAUCUUUCCUCAGCCAUUGUUAUGCCAUUUGGAUUGUUAUCAGUUGAGAGUGAAGAAGUUAGGAAACAGAAAGUCAACUGGCAGACUUAUGUUCAGAGCCAAAUGAUAAACCCGGAGGAUUAUGAAAUGAUUGCUGACUAUGACUGCAUGGGAGUUGAAGAAAGAGGAAAAAUUCUGGAGGAGAAGGGAGAUCAGUUUGCCAAGAGCUGUUUGUCAUUGCUUGCUCGACUGUCACGGGACAAGACAAUCAGAUAUAUACUUGUCCUAAUUGAUGAUAUGCUGACUGAGGAAAGAAGUAGAGCAUCUAUAUUUCAUGAAUUUGGUGAAAGGGCAAAUGUCAAUGUGUGGGCUUCAUUUCUGAAAUUUCUCAACAGGGAGGAUCAAUUCAUUGUUCAUCAGACAGGUAUUAUUAUAGCUAAGUUGGCUUCCUGGGGAAAAGUUUUGUUGCCAGAUUCUGACCUAAAUUACUUCCUGUCUUGGAUGAAAAAUGGCCUGGCAUCAGCAGGAAAUGGGUACCAUCAUAGUGUAGCUCAGUGUCUUCAGCUGAUGUUGAGACAUCUGUUGUGUCUGCUCUUGUGGCCCCUAAUAUUGGUUUCCAGCUUCAGUACCAGCUCAUUUUUGUUCUCUGGCUGUUGUCGUUUGAUCCAAGGAUUGUGGAGCGUAUGAUUGGAAAUAGUGCUGUUAUUCGUGUGCUGGCCGACAUUUUGAGAGAAUCAGGCAAAGAGAAAGUGACACGGAUUAUUAUUGCUGCGCUAAGGAAUUUGUUGGAGAAACCAGAGGAGAAGAAGAACGAAGCAGCAUUGUCCAUGAUUCAAUGCAAGCUUCUUCCUGUUCUUUCAGUGUUGAAUGGCAAAACUUGGGUCGAUGAAGACAUAAAGGAAGAUGUGGAGUUUGUGUAUGAAAAACUAAAUGAACGUGUACAAGAUUUGAGUACCUUUGAUGAAUACGCUGCUGAAGUUAGAUCAGGGAGACUGGAGUGGAGUCCAGUACACAAAUCUGAGAAGUUCUGGAGAGAAAACGCUCAACGUCUAAACGAAAAGAACUACGAACUGUUGAAAAUCCUGACUAAGUUAUUGGAGAAGUCCGCUGAUCCGACUAUUUUAGCAGUGGCGGCUCACGAUACUGGAGAGUACGUCCGGCAUUACCCACGUGGAAAACACGUACUGGAGAAUCUUGGGUGUAAAGUGAUGGUGAUGAAGAUGAUGACCCAUAAUGACCCUAAUGUUCGCAAGGAAGCUCUACUUGCUGUACAGAAACUCAUGGUUCACAACUGGGAGUAUCUCGGAAAGCAGUUGAAGGCUUCCUAAAGAAAAUAAUUUAAAUAAGUAUGCAGCUGAAAAAGGAGACAAGUAUUGUGAAUUUUAUCUGAAUAUUGUCAAUUGAGUUGUAGCGGGACUAAUUUUAGAGUCUCCUUCUUGGAAAAAAGUCACAAUGAGCCGAUAGAGGCCGAAGAAAUACUCGUCAAAGCUGCGAACUGUUGAUGAUUGACGAGUUAUUAUCGAUUGACUUCACUUUGCUCUUAGCUCAGUUCAUCGACUCUGAGUGUAUGCGAGGGUGAAACCUCUUUGAUUUGGCAGACCUGGUGUCUGUUUUAAAGAUGUACGAAUAACCUAUGAAUAUUGAAUAUGAACGAAUGCAAUAUAAUAAACGUUUCUUUUGGAUUUUACAAA
Molecule: messenger RNA, 1811 nt
Organism: Pocillopora damicornis (cauliflower coral)
Lineage: Eukaryota; Metazoa; Cnidaria; Anthozoa; Scleractinia; Pocilloporidae
Product: V-type proton ATPase subunit H
Biological process (GO): proton transmembrane transport
Cellular component (GO): lysosomal membrane; vacuolar proton-transporting V-type ATPase, V1 domain
Molecular function (GO): proton-transporting ATPase activity, rotational mechanism
Source: RefSeq, a predicted model, not a curated record